This is a messenger RNA of Pipra filicauda (Wire-tailed manakin), 8603 nucleotides long. RefSeq names its product solute carrier family 36 member 4 (gene SLC36A4). Gene Ontology annotation, molecular function: L-proline transmembrane transporter activity; L-alanine transmembrane transporter activity. NCBI's taxonomy places the organism in Eukaryota, Metazoa, Chordata, Aves, Passeriformes, Pipridae. Bases 1542 to 3002 code for a protein of 486 amino acids. The record is from RefSeq and is a predicted model, not a curated record. The transcript is spliced from 10 exons. Gene Ontology annotation, cellular component: vacuolar membrane. Gene Ontology annotation, biological process: amino acid transmembrane transport; L-alanine transport.
AUUGACAUCCAGCAGCUUCUCAUAGAAGCCACCACUGCAGCCCCUUGCUACCAAAACCUUGCUACACAAACCCAGUACAAUGGCUACUUUUCAGUGCAUUCUGUAUUUCCUACCUGUGCAUAUCUUGUUUUAAUUAAUUAAGUGUUAAUUUUUAUCAGAUUGACCAUAAUGACUCCCCAAAAUAAAACUUUUAUUUGUCAUGUUCAUAUGCUUUUAUGUACUUUAAAGAUGUCAGUUGCCUGUACCUUCUCUUAAAUGUAUCUGCAGGCUCACAGGUGUUGCAGAUUUCACAGGUAUUCUGUUAGAAUCCGUGUUUUUCUUACAUCAUAAAUAAACUUAAAAUAGUUAAGGUAUUCAGUGUUCAUUUAAUUUAUGAAAUAUUUUUUUUUCUUGCUGAAUAGUCUUUUAAUGUAGCUAAUGUUUUAAUGUAUAUUUUAAUGUAGCUAAUGAAUUUCAUGGUAUUCUUCAGUGUUUUCAGAGUUCUGUAAGCUAUGUGGUAAUUCACUGUGCUCUUGCAUACUUAGAAUUCAUUAAGGUUGGAAAAGACCUCUGAGAUCAUUGAGUCCAUCUCUUACCCUAGCACUACCAUGUUACUACUAAACCAUAUCCCUAAGUGCCGCAUCCACAUCUUUUAAAUACCUUCAGGGAUGGUGACUCCACCACUUUCUUGGACAGCCCGUUCCAAUGCCUGAUAAUGCUUUUAGUAGAAAUAUUCAGUAAUGUUUUAGUCACAGGGAUUUCUCUCUUUUUUUGGUGGAAGUUAUGAAAGUCGAGACUUAACGUACUUUAUGAAUGGGUACUCUGGUAGGCAAGUGUAGGGUAAAUUAUCUUUUUGCUCUUGGCAGGAUUUGCUUUACUUAACUGUAGUAAUUUAAAAAUGGUUAUAAUUUACUCAACAUUAAACUGGCAUAAGCUGUUAGUUUUGCCUGAAAGGCGAUUUUGUUCACUGCUGACUGCUUGCUCUUGCUAGGUGGUGUUACUUAGCUCGAAAUUUAUGUGAGUUUAAAAGGUUCAUGAAAUUGCAUCUUUCAAAGCAUGGAGCCUGAAUCCUUUAUUUUGGUUCUUUCUCCAUUGAAUGGAGAUAUCUUCUGUGGUACCUGUCUUACCUAUUCAUUUUAGGAUGGGAUGACUCUGGGGUGUGCUGUUGCUUACCACUGAUAAGCAUAGACUAAAUGCUUAGUUUUGCAAUAGCUAACAGUAGGUAAGAUAAAUCUCUAUCUUUUGUAACAAUAGGUGACUUUUCGGUUUUGCUUUUUGUUGUAUUAGCUUGCAAAAGGAUCUAAACCAUUGACAUUUUCAUGAUAAAAAGUUGGUUUUCUUAAUGAAAACCUGUGGUGUUUGGCCAUAAUAAUAAUGAUAAUAAUGAGAUGGUGUACCACUUUAAAGAGAGAGCAUAUCCUGUGCAAACUUGUCCUGUAUGUAUCUGCUUAAAUCAGCAUUAUGGUUAGGAACACAUGUAAACCUCCUGGCAUGAGAAGUUUUACGUCUGAACUCUAAGUUUGUUUCUAAUGCUAAUGUAGUGUUAACUCUGUUGUACAGGCAUGGAAGUAAUGAAGCCUUUAAUUGAUGAAGAAGACUCAGAUGGCAUCUCAGAAGAAGAGCAUGAAAAUAAUUUCCUGCCAGUUAAAACACAUUACCAGCUUGGUAAUGAAGAAGGCAUUACGUUUAUACAAACACUUACUCACCUCCUCAAGGGAAACAUUGGAACUGGGCUUCUUGGUCUUCCACUUGCAAUAAAAAAUGCUGGUAUUGUGGUUGGACCAAUCAGCCUUGUGUUCAUAGGAGUUAUAUCGGUUCACUGUAUGCACAUCUUGGUACGUUGCAGCCACUCUCUGUGUCAGAGGAUGAAAAAGUCCUCACUGGGGUAUAGUGAUACAGUUAGUUAUGCCAUGGAAUUGGGGCCCCUUGCUGCUCUUCAGAAACGAGCUUCUUGGGGCAGGUGUAUUGUGGACUUUUUCUUAGUGAUAACACAGCUGGGAUUUUGUGGUGUUUAUGUUGUGUUCUUGGCAGAAAAUGUGAAACAAGUCCAUGAAGGAUUCUUGGAAGCUAAGAUUGCUCCCAUGAAUGUUAGUGCCACGAAUGUUAGUUCGUCUGAGAAGAGGAAUAUUGAUUUACGAAUAUACAUGCUGUGUUUCCUGCCAUUCCUGGUCCUCCUGGUCUUUAUUCGUGACCUUAAGAGCCUGUCCUUGCUUUCAUUGCUUGCCAAUCUGUCCAUGGCUGUCAGCCUGGUGAUCAUUUACCAGUAUAUUGUUAGAGAUAUAGUAGAUCCUCGAAAACUACCUCCAGUGGUCGGCUGGAAGAAAUACCCACUGUUUUUUGGGACUGCAGUAUUUGCUUUUGAAGGAAUCGGUGUGGUACUACCAUUGGAAAACAGAAUGAAGGACACAACACGUUUCCCACAGGCAUUGAACAUUGGGAUGGGAAUAGUCAUGACCUUGUAUAUCUCACUAGCCACUCUGGGAUAUCUGCGGUUUGGGGAUCAAGUCAAAGGCAGCAUAACUUUAAACCUGCCACAAGAUAAAUGGUUAUAUCAGUCGGUAAAAAUGCUGUACUCCUUUGGGAUUUUUGUGACCUAUUCGAUUCAAUUCUAUGUCCCUGCGGAGAUUCUCAUUCCAGUUGUCACUUCCAGAGUGAAGCAGAAGUGGAAGUUACUCAGUGAGCUUGUGGUGAGAGCACUAUUAGUCUGCUCAACCUGUGCUGUAGCAGUUCUGAUCCCUCGCCUAGACCUGGUGAUUUCUUUCGUUGGAGCCGUCAGCAGCAGCACUCUGGGACUGAUUCUGCCACCUCUGGUUGAAAUCCUCACUUUCUACAAGGAAAACUUAAGUUUAUGGACGGUAUUUAAGGACGUUUUUAUAGCUGUUAUUGGAUUUGUUGGAUUUUUAACAGGGACAUAUGUGACGGUUGAAGAAAUCGUUUAUCCCGCAUCCGCAGUUCUAGCUAACGCAACAGAGAGCUUCCCUGCAGAUUUAAAUGCUACAAACUUGGUGGUUGGUUUAAAGUAAUAACGAGGAGCUGUGAACUGUUUCGUUCCUUAACAAGAAAUUCUUGACUCAGGACCUGCUUUCAACUACUGGUACUGUGUAGAGAGGUAGUUCGUUAGAGAUGUAGGGUAUACAUGUGAAAAUACGUUAUUUUUUUAGAAAAUAAUGAUAUAUCCCUUCUGGACUCUGGAUGAAACGUUACAGGAUGUUGUUUAUCAGAGCAAUAUUAGUUUCAUGAUGCAAAAACAUUCAACACCACAGAUGAUAAACAGUUUAUUUUUGUACAUUUUUUGGUAACUGUUAUCCUGACCCAUUUUUUACACCAUUUCUUUAUCCUUGAUUUCAACUAUACAAAUGUAUAAAAUAUUAUAUUUUUUGUUACCUAUUGCUAGAAGUCUGUAGACUGCAUAUCUUUAUUUCUGUUGGAACAUAUAAUAAUUGGCUUUGGAUUCUUUUGUUCUGCCUUAAAUAGUAUCUAACAUGCCCUUUAUAUAUUUUUGCUUCUUUUGUCUAUUUUAGAAGAAAAAAAGAACAAGUUGAUAAGUUGGUAAAUGGGCAGAAAUGGGUUUUGUUAGCAAGCCUGUGUGCUGAGUCCCCAGCUGCAAUCCGGAUUUUCAGAGUUCAUACUUGACUUUCUGUCUCACACUUCAUAGAUGACUUUCCCUCCAAAUGUUGAAGCUCUAUUUUUGGUCUUGUUUUCUAAAACCCCCCUGUAUUUUGUACAAUAAUAGAACUAUUUAUCAUACUCAUUCCCGUUCUGAAGAAACUUGUUUUUAAUUAUAACAUUCCUCCAAGAAAUAUGGUAUGCCAAAACCUCUCCAAUGUAGUCAUACAAAUUAAGAUAGAAAUAUAUGUAAUAUUUUGCUUGCCUUCAGUAUAUUCCUCAGAAAUCUACCAUUUGGUAAUCUACCAUUUGGCAUUACAGUGCUAGAGUAAUAUACUACUAAAUAUAUCUAUAUUUAUGUUUUCUUUUCAGAAUAUUUCCCUUGUCAUCUACCAUCUGGUGACUGUAAUGAGCACUUUCAUCUCCGUGUUGAUGAGGGCAUUUCUGAUAGGGAUUCGUUAUAGCAUGUAGUUUAAACUGCAUGUAUUUGUUCAAGCAAUAGUUUUGAGUAAUGCUCUAAUUUUCAUUUUAGCAUGGACAAAGUAAAAUACUUGGCAGGCACUUUAAAAGGAGGAGUCUCUGCAGGUGCUUUCUUGUGAAAGUGCCACAGAGGAGCAAAUACAGGUAGUUAGCAGACACAAAAGGUAAUUUCAGCUUUUCAUCUUAAAGGGUGUUUAGUCUUUAAGCUGUUUUAAAAGACUUGGAAUCUAAGUAUUUCCAUCUGUUUCAUAAUGAAUCUGUUGUUUACCGAAACUAUACACUACACACCGAUAAGAAUAUAUUUCUGUGCAGCAUAUUUUACUUGACAUUAAAUACUUGUACAUGGAACAUUUUUAGUAGACUGAGAGGAUUUAAACACAAGUUAUUUUUCCUGCGAGUUUUUCAUCUUUCUCCGUGUGUGUUUGGAGAAUAAAGGACUUUCAAAUCCAUUCACACUGUUUGUUCUGCAUCAAUUGUGUUGUAGUGAGCAGCUCUGAGAAAGUGCUUCUACCAGGGUGCAGAAAGACUUGAGCAGUUCAGAGUUGGGUGGUUAAUUUGGCAGGUGCCAGUGAAUACUGCCAUGGUACUAUCGAUGAAGAUUUGCUGACCUGGGUACCUGCAACUUAAAGAGGUGGCCUUGGUGCCCAGUGAAGGUACCAUAUCUUUUUGAAAGGCUGUAACUUGUUUAGAAGCUUGAUAGGUUUGAGGGGUCUAAACUUAGCCAUCAGACUUUGGAUAACCUGGCCCAAAUACAAAACCAUACACAUCUUACUGCCAUGUCUGACAGCAGUGCAACCUGUCAGGGCGCAGAUUUUCAGACAAGUGUGUUGCCACUGACUGACCAGGUAUGAAGUAGUGUGUUUAUGCAGUGGGCCAGUGUUGCCACGUCUAACAAUGUUGUCUCAUUUGAAUCCUGAAAAUGUUUAUUAAGAUAUUUUGCACAAUGUAAAUUUUCUCCUACAGUGUAGGAUUUUUGUUAUUUUAACACUCAUACAAUGCAUUUGCAUGGCCUGCUCUUUCGAAUAGAAAGAAUCAGGCAUCAGAGUAUCUUAGUUUGGAUAAGAUUAAAAUGUCACGUUGUAAAAAACUAAGUCUGACUAAUGAGAGUGUCCUGUGAAGCAUUGCCAAAGAUUUAAAAGAUAGGAAAUUCUGACAGAAACACCUCUUCUGAAUAGGAAUGUUGAUUCAGCUUUUAUAGUACUGUAGUAAUAGCUGUAAGUUAAGAGGCAGGGAGUGAAACUGAGAGAUUUCAUAGGUAUGGUUUACAUUAAUAUAUAUUUAAGAUGGAAAUGUACUUUAGCACAAGCUGAAUUAAACUGAAAAAUGUAUGUGGUUGGCUUAUGUUCCUGACAAGGAACAGAAAGCUAUUGUAUUUAUAUACUGUACAUGAACUUAUAUUUUACAAUAUCAUAUUGUUAUUACAGUUUUAAUGUAAUUUAAUAAUUAGCUGCACUACAAGUAACUGGAUCAUUUUCUUGUCUGUAACUGUUCAUCCUCAAGUACUGGGCAAGUAAGAGGGUGGGUUUGCCUAAUGUUCUGUAAAACUUAAAUCUUCUAUAUCAAUAAAGACUACAAAUUACCGUGCAAACUCACUGUUAUCCUGGCUGUCACCAGUACUGUGUCACUAGAAGAAGUAGGUGUCCUAAUGCAGAAUUUGCCUUUGAAAUUAUCCAAGGAAUGGCAAGUGAGUGACUUGAGACUGUCAGACAAGCUCUAGAGCUGACUUUUCAUUGAUAAUAAAUCUCAUCUCAAAGUCACAUAAGCAUUCCUGAAAAAUCCCACCUCUGCUCCAAGGUUUUUCAUUAGAGCACAGUUAAAGUUAGGCUUCUGCCUAACUUUAUCUUUUUAGAGGUGCUUUAGAAAAUAAGUAAGUUAACAUUGUAAAAUUUACAAUCUACAAUUUACAUUGUAAAAUGUAAAAAGGGAUGCAGGUGUCCCCACUGAAAUUCCUGUUCCUAUUUGGAAAACCACAAAGAAAUAUGAAUCCUUUUUUUUUUUAAAUUGGACAAGCCCUCACAUAUUUGCUUUGGACUUGGCCUUAUCUGUAAGUAUGGAGUGCUGUGUCAACAUGUUGUGGGAAAGUGUUACUUGAAAAACUAUCAACUGGAAGUGAGGAAUGAGAUUAGUUGAUGAAAACCUUGAAGGAUUCCACUCAGUUCAUUUUAGGUAGAGUAGGAGGUAAGAAAGUGGAAAAGUGAUUAUUUUAUUCAUUUUAUAUUAAAAUGUUUCCAGGUGAUCUGGAGAAGCAGUAAAUAUCACUACCAUUCUAUAAUUGCUGGAAUGUAUUAUAAGCCUUGUCAGACCUCCCAUUCUUCUGCUUUAAUUUAUUCUGUUCUGUAUGGAAUAAUCGGUAUUUCGGCUCCUUGUGGGUUUCUCAAGUGUCAAAGUAUCCUCUGGUAGAAAACUAAGCAAUGUAGCUAACAUCUGUCAAAGUUCAUUUUUCACAUGCUGUCCACAGGAGAAACCACAGCAAAAUUUUGGUGGAGUUUCAGGAAAGGAGAAUAACCUUCUCCAUGGUUUUGUGUGUUAUCUACAGGUCUUAUACAGAUGUCUUGGUUAUCCUGGACCAUCUUAACAUGGCAUGAGAAGUCUGAAUCUUGCCCAAAGUUAGCUGAGUUACCCUCCAGACUCCAUGGUAUUGAUUAGUCUUAUAGGUCUGCGAGCUGACUACACCCCUGGACAUAUGUACUGAGACCAGUUUAAAUAUUAGUUUAUAAUCACUAGUAGCUCAGUGGUUUCAUCUUCAAGUUCUCCUAGAACACUUGGAUGAGUAGCAUCUGGUAGUGGUAAUUUUCUUACUCUUAUUUAAUUUGGUUUUCCUAAAAUGCUUUUAUUAACAAUUAAGAAUUGAUGUCAAUUUACAAUUCCAUAGAUGUCACUCCUUGCAGAUAAUAGCUGGGGUGAAAGUAACAUCUAAACAGACCUUCAGUCUGACUUCAGGAGAAGUUUCAGUGCAUGCAAAAGGAGAUGUCUCUCAAAUUACAGAAGAAGAAUCUGCAAGGUUAAAUGGCAAAGUGCUCAUCUCCAGAGACACAAAGGAGCACAGAGGCAUAAUCAUGAGUGGAUGAACUCCACUUUAGAUAUGUUUACCUUGGUUUACAUUCUUACAAGUAAGACCUUAUUAAGGGUUUAUCUCAAAGGAAUGAAUUUCACAGGUUGCACCAAGUGAUUGAGGAGCCCAUCCUGUAGAACAGCAAGGAAAGGGAAGAGGGGCCAGUGGUGUGGCUGAAGGCCAGUCUCCUUCAACACAAAAGGAAUGGGGGAAUCCCAAUAACCUCAACAGAGAAGUGGAGCCUGUGACCUGGCUGCUCCCAGGGUUUUCACAGGACAGAAAUCAGCCCGUGGUCCAGGUGAGAAAACCAUCAAAUGGGUUGACUGGGGAGACUCUCAGGAUCACCUCAUGAACUAAGAGCAGUACUGCUUACAGGGGAUGGGCACACCCUGUGGGACAUAUGGGAAGUGUAUUUUGGGUUUGUACAGGACUUGCAAUAAACAUUUUGGAUAGAAAUCAAAGGUCAAAAAAGACAGAAAUCAAAGUGUAUUGGGGAAAACAUAAUUUAUGAUUCUAUGAAUGUAGAGACAAAAGGGGCCAGUCAACCACAUGUGAGCAGGAGAUGGUCAGUGCAGGUGUCUGUCUGUCCAUACCUCAUGCCUGAACAAUAUAGUCUCUCCUAUCUUCUCACUGAACUCCAUUUAUAGCUGUUUUCUUUGGUGUCAGCAACUGGAGACCAUGUCUAAAACCAGAAGCUGAAGAGGUCCUUAUUGUGUUUCUUUAUUUAUAUAUGUGUAUGCUUACAUAUAUGUUUGUGUAUUUUUCCUACUAACAGCCUUUCAUCCUCAUCAGCCAGAGAGGGGAACAGGAUCAGACCGUUGGUGCUGCUUGGGAGUGUGAGACCACUGUGUUUUCUGUGUGUGUUGAUCUUUGCUGCCAGAUGUGUGUAUGUCUGGGGUGUGUGUGUAUACACAUGUGCUUUUUGAGAAUUUGUGCUCAGCCACACUAUGGGCUGAAUGUGGAGCUGUGGCAGCCUCACCUGCUCUUUGCUACGGGCUUUGGUAGCUCCUAACAGGCCCCACACAUAUUCCCUGAGAAAACUAGAUUCUCUGGAACUCAAUAUCAUUGCGUCAUACUGCUGAGCUUUGGCCUUUCUCUCAUUUUGCAGUAGAAGAUACACGUGUCCCCCAGCAUGCCUUUUCUUUAGAAAAUAGCUUCUUUAGUUUUUUUUAAACAUCUCAGUGAUUUCUUUAAAUUUGAGGAUGUGGAAUUUUGUGAAGUGCUUUUCAUGCCUUCUCCGGAUAAUCUAUUUGACUUUGAAUGAGGCGAACUCAAACUACUGAAGCCGGUGAAGUCCUUUCAGUUCUGUUGUAACUUAUGCACAUAGUUUUAUUUUGGGAGUAGUCCCAUAUGUAUCUUAGAUACUUAGGGAGAAUUGAUUGUUCUGUGUUUUAGUUUUCAGCAACUUUCCAAAAUUGAAAUAAAUCAUAUCUUUAAUGUAUCCAGUCUUCUAAAUGUUGAAAUAAAAAUGCCAUUGGAAAGUUCA